AUGUUUGAGGUGGUGGGGGUGCCGGGGCGGGGCCGAGCGGUGCGGGCUACCAAGGCCUUGGCCCGAGGGCAGACGGUGUUGUUGAAUCCUCCUCUUGCCUUUGUUUUGCGUCAUGAGGAGCGCGUGGCCCGUCGGUGUGAAGACUGCUUUGUGUCCGAAAAACCGGAGCAUCGCCUGGCCAAUUGCAGUCUCUGUCACACCGCCGCCUACUGCAGCAAGCCUUGCCAAACGCGCAACUGGAAGCGUGCACACAAACACGUCUGCAAGCUGUUGCAAACCCUGCCGGAGAACCCUCAACCACCCCACAUUAUCGAUGCGGCGGCAAUGACGGUCGCGACUUUGGUGGCUCUUGAGCGCCGCGCCAAGCUCGAGGACAAGGAGUCGGAGCAAGCCUCACCCGACCCUGGUAGUGCCGUGCGCCAACCUCGUUGUGCCGACUUUUGGGCCAUGGCCCAGCACACCCCCACCCUCAAUUCCGAGGAGCUGGACGACGUUUUGCAGUUGGUUGCGGUGACCCAAUGUCCAGGCAGCACCGACAAGCAGCGCGUCAUGGACGUUUUGCAGCGGGCCGACUGCAACAACUUUAGCAUUUGGGAUGAGCUGCUGCUGCCCCGCGGUGCUGGCGUUUAUCCAUGGGGCGCCAUCCUGAACCACAGCUGCGAGCCAAACUGCGUCAUGACAUACCGCGGACCUUUGCAUGCCCAAGCCGUCAAGGCACUUCGGGACAUUGCCGUCGGCGAGGAGCUGUGUCACAGCUACAUUGAUCUCUACGCCCCCACCGGCCAACGUCACAGCCAUUUGGGGGACCAGUAUGGUUUUGAAUGCGAUUGUGCUCUUUAUUUGGAUGGUGCUUUGGCUGAGCUAGAUGCCCUUCCCGAGGUCACGGCCGCUGAGAUGCGCCUUCCGGGCAAGAUGCUACAUGAGCUCGAAUGCGAGGCCGAGGAGCGCCAGCGUCUGUUGAGCUUGUAUCGGGCCGCCGAAACGCUGAAAGACUAUGCCUGGUCCACGCCCGAGGAAGAGCUUGUCUGCCUUUUGCAGGGCUACAACAUCCUGCGUCGUUUGGCGCAUCCAGCGAACAUCAGUUUGACAAGCAUCAUGACACGGCUACAGAACGUGGCCACAGAGUGCGGCCGGCUCGAAGACAUCGCCCUGCCCGUCGGUCAGCACCUGGCCCUGGCCUACGACCAUGUUUAUCCAGAGCACAAUCCUCUUUGUGGUUUGCAAUACUAUCGGCUUGGGGACGUGGCCAAUCUUGCACAAAAACAGGCCCUUGCCCUGCUUUGGCACCGCCGAGCCUACCAGGUGCUGCGCACCACGCACGAUGCUGAUCAUUGGCUCUUGACCCAGUUGCAAGAGACGUACGGCUUUUGA
This is a messenger RNA of Monosiga brevicollis MX1, 1371 nucleotides long. RefSeq lists its product as uncharacterized. The coding region runs from base 1 to 1371 and encodes 456 amino acids. The record is from RefSeq and is a predicted model, not a curated record. Gene Ontology annotation, molecular function: protein binding; electron transfer activity; heme binding. Lineage: Eukaryota; Choanoflagellata; Craspedida; Salpingoecidae. Gene Ontology annotation, cellular component: nucleus. The transcript is spliced from 4 exons.